This is a messenger RNA of Poeciliopsis prolifica (blackstripe livebearer), 1217 nucleotides long. It is a transcript of the gene hp, whose product is annotated as haptoglobin. Lineage: Eukaryota; Metazoa; Chordata; Actinopteri; Cyprinodontiformes; Poeciliidae. The coding region runs from base 29 to 943 and encodes 304 amino acids. Gene Ontology annotation, biological process: proteolysis. Gene Ontology annotation, molecular function: serine-type endopeptidase activity. The transcript is spliced from 4 exons. The record is from RefSeq and is a predicted model, not a curated record.
GGAGAGUCUACAACCAUCACUGGAGAACAUGCUCGCUGUCAACAAGGAGUCUUUACUUGCGUUGGUCCUCCUGGCCACACAGAGCGUCAUGGCCGAGGGAACAAUCAAAGACUCAGGUUUCCCUCGUUUGAAGCGGAUGGUUGGUGGGACGUUGGCCCCUCAGGUCCCAUGGCAAGCCAUGGUCUACCUGUCUGACAGCGUGCUGGACGGCGGGUAUGCAGGUGGCGCUCUCAUCGCCGACCGCUGGGUGUUGACGGCUGGAAGGAACCUCUUUAUUAGAAAGAGUCGACAGGACACUCAGGGAAAAGAUCCUGUCAUCCCAAAAGUAUAUUUAGGAAUCUCAGAAAAGGCAGAAGCCAGUGCCUCCAAAGAAGUCGCAGUGGACAAGGUUUUUCUUCAUCCAGACUUCCAGAAUCAGACUGACUGGGACAACGAUCUGGCUCUGAUCAGACUUAACGAGUCUGUAAUCGUGACUAAUAAGGUCACUCCGAUCCCCCUGCCGGAGAGAGGCCAGGACCUGGACACUGUUGUGGGCGGGUCAGGGGUCAUCGCUGGCUGGGGCUGGGGGGUCCACCUCACCCCUGCUACAUCUCUCAAAUACCUUGUUCUCCCUCUGGCUAAUUACUCUGACUGUAAAGCAGAAUACGACCGCACCACACACUCCCCGAGUCUGGAUGACAACAUGUUCUGCACCAGAGCCACAGAGCUUGAGGAAAACAUUUGUUUCGGUGACGCGGGAGGCGCGCUGGCUGUCAGAGAUGCUCAAUCUGGGGACGUGUACGCUGCAGGGAUCCUCUCCUACGAUAAAUCCUGCAGCCGAAACAACUACGCCGUCUACAUGAAGAUUUCUUCGUAUUUACCUUGGAUCAAUAGAGUCAUUAGAGGAGAUACGGAGAAGUCAUCUGCUCUGCGCUCUGAUGCAAUGGCUAAAAUGUACCGAUAGCAGCCACAGAGCUUCAGGCUCUCGCUUUGACAGAUAUUUCAAGAGAGAAAUCAUUGCAAUGUAUUGUGUCAGUAAAUGGCUUUAAUGUCUGUAGAUUAAAUGGAUUUGAUUUAAGAGUUCUGUCACAAACCCACAGAGUGGUAAAUAGGUCAGACUAACAAUGCCUUCUGGCCUUGUUUCUAAGUUAGGAUUUAGUUGACAUAUUUUUGAAACGACUUUCAGAAAGGGGUAUAUAUUGAAAUAUGUAAAUUUACAAAGGCUACAGAAAAGACAA